Molecule: messenger RNA, 1670 nt
Organism: Clarias gariepinus (North African catfish)
Lineage: Eukaryota; Metazoa; Chordata; Actinopteri; Siluriformes; Clariidae
Exons: 7
Coding region: 283-957 (224 amino acids)
Source: RefSeq, a predicted model, not a curated record
GAAAGAACAGCCCAACUGUCUCUCUCCGUCUGUCUCUGUCUCUCUCCAUCUGUCUCUGUCUCUCUCCGUCUCCCCAACAGGACACACAACAAACACGAGCUUCACCCUGACCUCAGAAUGACUCCUGGACCAGUCAUGGUCCAGUCACAUCAACACUGUGGUGAAAACCCCAGCAGCGUCUCCACCACCUCAGACACUUGAGAGACUUUAGACUGCCCUCCAAGGUUCUUUUACUCCUGCACCAUAGAGAACAUCCUGACGGGAAUUAUCAGAUUUUCUGUCAUGGUCCUUGGGAACACCAUGAAUUCCCACAAGACCUUUCUGGAUUAUCUCAUGAUUUCACAAAAACUUUAUGAAGUGUUUUCAUUGGAUGACAGUGAUGUCAUCAUUGCUUUUGUCCCGAUUGUGUCUCGAGCUGGAACUGACAUUUCAGCUGCGAUGGAGAAGAUUCCAGAGGGGAAGCCUGUUGUUCUCGUGGUGCUCCAUCACACUUUCGAUCAGUAUUACAUCGCUCCAGACAGCAGACUCUGUGUAAAAAGGGAAGGAGUGUUUGUUGUAGACUGUCUCUUUUAUGAAGAUCAGGGGUUACUGAAAUGCCAACGCAAUGAUGAAGCGAUCAGAGCCGUGAAGGAGCACCUGACUGGAGAGAAACAUCCUGAGAACGGCGAGCAGAAACCACUGGUACAGAGGGGAACUCAUCAGGAAGAACAACCCCUACAACUGGCGGAUCGUGAACAUUACUUUAGGAAAUUUGUUGUUGUGUGUCUUGUCUGUUUUGUUCUGAUUAUUAUUGCGAGUAUUGCUGUGGGGAUUCCAGUGGGUGUUGUUAAAAACACUGCUGCAGGUACUGGUGCAGGGUUCGGUGUGGCUGCUGUUGUGACCAUUCCUGUGAUCAUUUUCUUGGUUAAAUAUCACAAAGCACAAAAACAAUUGUACUUGCCACAAUCCUCUUGUUAAAACUGCCUUGAUUAAUGAUGAAGUUCAUGUUAAAAAAAAUAAUAAUAAUAAUGCAUGAAGUUUUAUUUCACACCUUGAGCCAGAUGUGUAUCGCUAAUAUAAUGAUUUACACCUAAAGACUGCGUUAGUGUUACACAGUGUGUUUGUAGUUUUAUAAAGAUUAUGAAGAAUAUAGCAUAUAUAAAUAAAAAUAUCACGUGUGUGUGUGUGUGUGUGUGUGUGUGUGUGUCUCAGCACUGAUGUGAAUUGAAAUAUGACAUGACAGGUUUGGAAGAAAAGAAGGAGAGAGAGACAAAAAAAACUAUAUAUAGUGUCGUGUUACUUUUUUCAUGCCGACGUCUUUUAUUAAUGCUGCAUGUUUAAAUUAACAAUUUAGUUGUUAAGAUGAACAAGGUAUUUAUAAGGCUUAUUUAAAAAAAAAAAUCGUUCAGGGCUGCAUUACUUUUUUAUUUAUUUAUUUUUUACUAUAGAAUCUCCAGAUGGUUUGGAAAUGGUUUUGUAUCUAUUUCCAGAUUGAUGUGUGGCAACAAUUGUUUCUCUAAGACCACUGCUUGUGUCUUUUAAUAUUGCAUUAACACCCCGCUGAAUGCUUAAGAUCAGCAAACUUGGCACCUGACUGCAACUUAACCUCUUAAAUCCUUUAGAGUCAGGGGGUACUUAAUAUUGCUCACAUUUCCUGUUUGGCUUAAUUUUUGCUAAAUACAUAAUGGAAA